This is a messenger RNA of Suillus paluster, 864 nucleotides long. RefSeq lists its product as uncharacterized. Bases 1 to 864 code for a protein of 287 amino acids. The record is from RefSeq and is a predicted model, not a curated record. The transcript is spliced from 5 exons. NCBI's taxonomy places the organism in Eukaryota, Fungi, Basidiomycota, Agaricomycetes, Boletales, Suillaceae.
AUGCCUCACAAACUCAAUUCCCUCCCUUCGCAAAUGAGUCUCCUAUGUCACGAUCUUGAGAGUGGCGAGGAUGUCAAUGAUAGCAGCGAAGAUGAAGACCCUGGUACGGAAGACGAAGAUGGAGAUGAUGAUACGGAACGCAAAGAUGGGGAGCAAGAUGGUCUUGCUGACGAAUUUGAUGGACAUUCAGACGCACCUGCAGUCAUGGCAAACAACGCUCCCACCAAUGUCAGUCGCAACGCGGUCGGUCACACAAAGACAGGUACUCAGAAGGCUAUCUCAAUCAUGCAUGCAGCGCGGAUGCUGGCGAAGUUCUACAGUUACUCAGUGAUGUUCCUGAUCUCAUCGCUAUCCGAGAUGAUGCAACAAGAGCGAACCUUCAUGAUCAUGAAGAUGUCCACGAUGAUCAUGACGACAGCGAGCACAACUGCGAUCACGAAGACGAUGGCGGACACAGUCCGGAACAUGGUCAUUAGCGACUCCGACCGCUUCAAGCUGCAGUCAAGAGUUCAACGGCCGAAUGCGACCGUGCGUACUGAUUUAUUGGCUACUGUUGCUAACACGUCCUUGACAAUUCCAAAGAAUACCUACAGCACCAAGGUAAGCACUGCUCUUCAUCCGAGUCGUGUGCUUACAUAUGAACUUGAACUUGAAGAUCGCCGGCAUAUCCGUCCUGCUUCCGUGUCCUACCCUUCCGCUGGUGUCAACCAGCAGCUUAUGGUACCAGCGCAGCAAGCUGGCCUCAGUCAUCGGUCACCCCCUCUGUCGCAACCAUCCAAGGCCAAGAGUCGCACGUUGAAUUCUCGCAUGGACACAAACAAGGACCGCACCAUUUUCUUGACGCUCGAACUUUCACUGGUAUAA